Octopus bimaculoides (California two-spot octopus) is the source of this 399-nucleotide messenger RNA. RefSeq names its product zinc finger protein 22-like. The record is from RefSeq and is a predicted model, not a curated record. Lineage: Eukaryota; Metazoa; Mollusca; Cephalopoda; Octopoda; Octopodidae.
AUGGCGUACGACCCACAUUGCCUUGAUGCCGUAGGCUUGCCAAAGCAUGCUCGAUGUCUGCAGAGCAGGCUUCCCAAUUAUGGAGACAGGCCGUACUGCUGUGAUGUCUGUGGUAAAUCGUUCUAUGAAUCUGUUGAUUUAACUAAACACAGACGUAUGCAUACAGGAGAGAAACCAUAUCACUGUGACAUCUGUGGUACAUCAUUCUCUAUAAGCUCUAACUUGACGAAACACAAACGUACACAUACAGGAGAGAAGCCAUAUCGUUGUGAUGUCUGUGAUAAAUCGUUUUCUGCAGCCGAUAACUUGAAAACGCACAAACGUAUUCAUACAGAAUAUCAAAUGACAUUGGCAUCAAAGAAUUGGUUGCAUCGAUGUACAUCAUCUUUUAAAGACUAA